Messenger RNA from Fimicolochytrium jonesii, 696 nucleotides. RefSeq names its product ras family-domain-containing protein. The transcript is spliced from 3 exons. The record is from RefSeq and is a predicted model, not a curated record. Bases 1 to 696 code for a protein of 231 amino acids. Gene Ontology annotation, molecular function: GTPase activity; GTP binding. Lineage: Eukaryota; Fungi; Chytridiomycota; Chytridiomycetes; Spizellomycetales; Powellomycetaceae.
AUGUCGAACGUAAAUAAUGCCGCCCAAAGCACGGCAGCCGCUGGGGAUGCUGCCAAUCUCAAGCCUAUUCAGGUCAAGCUUGUGCUACUAGGCGAAGCCGCCGUGGGAAAGUCAUCCCUGGUACUCCGCUUUGUCAACAACGACUUUCAGGAAAACAAGGAACCUACAAUCGGGGCAGCUUUUCUGACCCAAAGGUGCAAACUGGAUGACAAAAUCAUCAAAUUUGAGAUUUGGGAUACUGCCGGUCAGGAGCGUUUCCACUCUCUGGCCCCUAUGUACUACCGGAACGCACAGGCUGCCGUGGUUGUCUAUGACCUUACAAAACCGGCUUCUCUCGACAAAGCGAAAUCCUGGGUAAAGGAACUGCAGCGCCAAGCGAACCCCAAUAUUGUCAUUGCGUUGGUCGGAAACAAGCUUGACUUGGCCGCCACUGCGCGGGGAAUCCCCACCGAAGAAGCCAGUGCAUAUGCCACGGAAGCUGGCCUUCUCUUCGCCGAGGCCUCUGCGAAGACGGGAGACAAUGUGAUCGACGUUUUCACUGACAUUGCCAAGAAGAUUCCAUUGGAGCAAUUGCUCGCGUCUCGAGGUCGCACGGGAGCUGCCGGAGCAAGCGGUGCCGGGACAACUGCUGGCAGGGUGGAUCUGAACGCGGGAGCAGCUGGACGAAAUCAGCCGCAAGGCCCUUGCGCCUGUUAA